GAGCGCUAAAAUGCGAACAGAUUAGAACAAGUUUCUACGGCAACGCAAAGAGUCUGUGGCUUGUCAAAAGAUGGCGGACAAGACAGCACCGGAUAGCCGUCUUCGCUUGGAGUGGGUUUAUGGAUAUAGAGGCCACCAAUGCAGAAAUAAUCUGUAUUACACUGCUAACAAGGACAUAGUUUAUUUUGUUGCCGGUGUCGGGAUCGUCUAUAGUGAGCGUGAUCACAAACAGAGGUUUUUUCUUGGACACAGCGAUGACAUUGUGUGUCUUUCACUACAUCCAGACAGAACUUUGAUUGCAACUGGCCAGAUCGGGGAUGCACCAUACAUCUGUGUGUGGGAUUCUGCCACUACAGACACAGUUUCUAUUCUCAAAGAUGGGCACAAAGAAGGAGUUGCUGCUCUCGGAUUUGACAAAGAAGGAAACCGCUUGGUUUCUGUUGGUAUGGAUUCUGCUUCAACCAUCAAUGUUUGGGACUGGCGCAGAGGAAAAAUCAUAUCUACAGUCACUGCUCAAGUAGAAAAGGUAUUUGACAUACAAUUCAAUGUCUACAAAGAGAAUUGUGUAGUGUCAGCUGGGGUGAAGCACAUGGUCUUUUGGACCUUGUGUGGGAACACGCUGACUCCACAGAAAGGCGAGUUUGGUCAGGUCGGGGAAGUCCAGUCCAUGCUCUGCCUGGCCUUUGGACCAGAAGAUACCACCAUUUCUGGCACUCUGGCGGGAGACAUCUACAUGUGGAAGGGUUCAAAGCUUGAUCAUGUUGUCUCUGCAGCUCAUAAUGGUCCAAUCUACACCUUAGAUAUGACAGGAGAGGGUUAUGCUACAGGUGGCAAAGAUGGAAUAGUCAAGUUAUGGGACUUGGAUUUGAAACCCAUCACAUCAAUCAACCUGGCAACUUCAUCUGUGGGUUAUACUGGAUCACCAGUCACAGAACUUGUGAUCCGCGCUGUGUGCUGGAGGAGUGACCAACUCCUUAUUGGGACUCAGGACGGUGAGAUCUUUGAGCUGCAGGUCAAGAGUCGCGAUAAGCCCAAAUGUCUGGUGCAAGGUCACGCAGAAGGAGAGAUGUGGGCUCUUGCAGUCCACCCGAAGAAACCCAUCUUUGCUACUGGCAGUGAUGAUCAAACAUUAAGACUUUGGAAUAUGUCAAACCAUGAGCUGCUGUCCAAGGUUGCAGUGGAUCAAAAAAUCCGAGCUUGUGCCUUUGAUCCAGAAGGCCAGCACAUUGCUAUUGGUUUGACAGAUGGUUCCUUUAUGGUGCUUCGAGCCAGAGAUCUGACUGAGUUAGCUCACGUCAAAGAUCGGCAGGAAGUGUGUCAUGAGGUCAAGUUUUCUCCUUGUGGGAAGUUCCUUGCUGUGGGCUCCAAUGACAACUUUGUGGACAUUUACGGUGUCGACCAGCGCUUCAAGAAGGUCGGCACGUGCAGUGGUUGUGACAGCUUCAUCACUCAUUUGGACUGGUCUCAGGACAGCAAAGCCAUUCAUGUCAACUUUGGUUCAGGACAUCGCUGCAUCUUCAGAAUUCCUGCUUGCAAGGAAAUAACCAACAAGGAGGAGAUCAGCACCAUUCACUGGGCAACUUUCACUGGAGUUGUGGGCCCUGAAGUGAACGGCAUAUGGGGCAAGUAUGCAGACACCAAUGACGUGAAUGCAGCAGACGCAAACUUUGAAGGGGAAGUGGUGGUGACUGGUGACGACUUUGGAAUGGUCAAAGUGUACAAGUUCCCAUCACUUAAAAAAGGUGCCAAAUUCCGCAAGUAUGUGGGCCACAGUGCUCAUGUGACUAACGUCCGUUUUUCCAGCGACCACCAUAAGGUCAUAUCCACGGGAGGGGAAGAUCACUCUGUGUUCCAGUGGCGGUUCCUACCACAGGGAACUGGAGAUGACGAUCUGCCAGACCACCACAAUGCAUACGUGGACUCUAACAGUGAAGACAGUGACUCUGACCUGAGUGAUGUGGGCGUGGUGGACUCAGACCUGGAGCAGGAGAAGCAAGUGGGUUACGACAGAGCACUCUACAAGGACGACCUGGCUGGCCAGAAGAAGCUGCUUAAGUCCAGCAUGCAGCCGGGAGCCAAGAGGAAGAACGGGCCUACUGACAGCCUCAGAUUAGAAUAUGUGCAUGGAUACCGUGGCUAUGACUGCCGUAACAACGUGUUCUACACACAGACAGGGGAGGUGGUCUACCAUGUAGCGGCUACAUGUGUUGUGCAUAACAAGGAGAAGAACGCUCAGAGGUUCUACACGGAACACACUGAUGACAUUCUCUGCCUGUGUAUACAUCCACUCAAAGAUAUUAUUGCCACAGGACAGGUGGGCAGAGACCCAAGCAUCCACAUCUGGGACACGGAGAGCCUCAAGACUGGCUCUGUGCUCAAAGGACAACAUCAGCGUGGAGUCUGUGCUGUUGACUUCUCAGUCGAUGGCAAGAAGUUGGCUUCAGUUGGUCUUGAUGACAAUCACUCCAUUGUUGUGUGGGACUGGAAGAAAGGAGAGAAGCUGGCCACGACGAGAGGUCACAAGGAUAAGAUUUUUGUGAUCAAGUGGAACCCCCUGGACCAUAGCAAGCUGGUGACUGUUGGGGUGAAGCACAUCAAGUUCUGGACACAGACAGGUGGUGGGUUCACAUCAAACCGUGGCACCAUGGGUAAAGUGGCCAAACUUUGUGACAUGAUGUGCGUUGCAUAUGGGAAAACGUCUGACAUCUGCUUCUCUGGUGGCAGUGACGGUCAUGUGUUUGUGUGGCAGGGCGUGGAGCUACAGAAGACUGUCAAGGCUCAUGAGGGUCCAGUGUUUGCCAUGCAUUCCCUAGACAAGGGUUUUGUGACUGGUGGCAAAGACGGCAUUGUGGGUCUGUGGGAUGACCAGUUUGAGCGCUGCCUCAAAACGUACGCCAUCAAGCGAGCUGCGCUGACACAGGGCUCCAGCGGCGUGCUGGUGCAAGACACGCCUGCUGUAAGGGCCAUCGUCCUGGGUCAUGGCAAGAUCCUAGUGGGCACAAGAUGUGGGGAGAUUUUGGAGAUUGACAAGGCUGGACCUAUGACACUGCUAAGCCAGGGCCACAUGGAGGGAGAGGUGUGGGGCCUGGAUGUUCACCCCAGCAAAUCAAUGUUUGCCACUGUCAGUGACGACAAGACCCUACGCCUGUGGGACUACAGUGAGGGAAACAAGAUGGUCAGCUUCAAGGAGCUGAAACAGGCAGCUCGCUGUGUGGCUUUCUCGCCCGAUGGACGUGCUCUGGCUGUUGGUCAGAAGGAUGGCAGUUUUGUAGUGAUUAAUGCAGAGACCAAUGAGGAAAUGUUCACUCAGCACCACAGGAAGGAGGAAAUCUGUGACAUUCGAUUCUCUCCAGACCCCGGCAAGUAUCUGGCAGUUGCCUCCCACGAUAAUUUUGUGGACAUUUACAGCGUUCUCAAAAGCAAAAAAGUUGGAACCUGUAAGGGAGCCUCAAGCUACAUCACUCACAUUGACUGGGAUCUGAAAGGUAAAGUCCUGAUGGUCAACACUGGUGCUAAAGAACAGCUGUUCUUUGAGGCUCCACGAGGCAAGCGCAUAACUCUUCGCAAUGCCGAAAUUGAAAAAUUUGGCUGGGCAAGCUGGACUUGUGUUUUGGGAGCCACUUGUGAAGGGAUCUGGCCACCCAAGUGUGAUGUUACAGAUGUAAAUGCUGCCUCCUUGGCUGAUGGUCAUGUUCUGGCUACUGCUGAUGAUUUUGGAUUUGUCAAGUUAUUUGAAUAUCCCGUCACUGGUAAAUUUGCCAAGUUCAAGCGUUACUCUGGUCACAGUGCACAUGUCACAAACGUGAGAUGGUCACAUGACAAAAGUAAACUCUUCUCUACUGGUGGAGCUGACACAGCUGUCAUGGUAUGGAAGCGCGAAGGUCAAGGAAACAAAAGUCAAGGUCAAGGGGAAAGUGACGAUUCUGACACUGAUGAUGAGGAAGAAGGUUAUGAUAGCGAUGUGGAGAGAGAGAAGAAAAUGGAUUAUACCACAAAGAUCUACAUCAAUCCAAUGAGAGAGAAAGAUGGAAUCAAGCCACACUUACAAGAACAAAAAGAGACAGCAAAGGGUUACAGCUUGAGUACAUCCAUGGCUACCGUGGGUUUGAUGCCAGGAGUAACCUAUACUAUGUGAAUGAUGGAGCAGACAUUGUGUACCACGCUGCUGGGGCCGGCAUCGUUCAUAAUCUGUCAUCAGGCACUCAGAGCUUUUACCUUGAGCACUCAGAUGACAUUAUCUGUCUGGACAUUAAUCAACAUCCAAAGUUCAAGAACAUAGUGGCCACAGGUCAGAUUGGCAACAAUCCAUCCAUCCAUGUGUGGGAUGCGGCCAGUAAAGAGACUCUGUCGGUCAUCCAGGGUGGCCAUUCUAAGGGCAUCUGCUCCGUGGACUUUUCCUGUACGGGGAAGAAUUUGGUCAGUGUUGGCUUGGAGGAUGAGCAUAAUGUCACAGUAUGGAGGUGGCAGGAUGGGUCGAAGAUUGCCAGUGCCCCCGGCCACUCUCAACGAAUUUUCCGCGCUGAGUUCCGGCCAGACUCUGACACCCAGUUUGUCAGUGUAGGUGUGAAGCACGUCAAGUUCUGGUCGGUGGCCGGCAGUCAGUUGAUCGGCAAGAGAGGAAUCAUCACCACCAUAGAAAACGUCGGACCUGUGAAGAUGCAGACCAUGUUGUCCUUGGCUUUUGGAGCGAACAAUGUAACCUAUACAGGAGCACUGAGUGGUGAUGUGUAUGUCUGGCAAGAUUCGAACCUCACUCGAGUGGUCCAGAAGGCUCACACCGGUCCUGUGUUUGCCAUGUUCACCACUCUGAGGGACGGACUUAUUGUUACAGGAGGAAAAGAGUUGCCAUCCAAAGAAAAUGGGCCUGUUAAGCUGUGGGACCAGGAAAUGAAGAGAUGUCGUGCAUUCCCUGUGAGAGAAAACGGAACUACGGCUGAUGUGGUCAAGUCUGUGUUCAGAGCUAAGGGCAAAAUUCUGAUUGGUUCCAAAGACAACAGUGUGAUGGAGAUAUCAGAGAAAAGUGGCACUGUGAAUGUGGUAGUGGCUGGUCACAGUGAGGGAGAAGUCUGGGGUCUGGACCGUCACCCAACAAGUGCCAAGUUCAUCACGUCCAGCUACGACGGCACGGUCAGGUUGUGGGACAUUCCUUCCAAGUCUCUGGUGGCCAAACUUGACGUGACUCCCGCUCGCUCUGUGACAUUCAGCCCCGACGGUGAGCUUAUCGCUGUCGGCCUCAAAACUGGAGAGUUCUUGUUGUUGUCUACCACUGGUCUCAAGCUGUGGGGCAGGAAGCGAGACAGAGCCGGAUCUAUCAAUGAUAUACACUUUAGUCCAGAUGGAAAGAUUCUGGCUGUGGGCUCGGAGGAUCAGUAUGUUGACUUUUAUGACCUGACCAAAGGACCAAGCCUCCCCCGCUCUGGGUUCUGUAAUGGCAUUGCAAGUUUCAUCAUCAACAUGGAUUUCUCCGCUGACAGUAAACAUAUCAGGGUGUGCACUGGAGCAUAUGUGAACCAAGUUUACACAGUUCCUCAAGGAGGCUUGGUUGAGGAUGAAGGUGUCACAGAGAAGAUCACCUGGGCCUCCUGGACAAGUGUGGUUGGUCGUGAUGUGCUGGGUAUAUGGCCAGAACACUCUCAAAACGCUGACGUCAACUGCUCUCACCUGUCUCAUCUUGGCAAUGCUCUCGCCACUGGAGAUGACUUUGGUUAUGUCAAACUUUUUAACUUCCCAUGCCCAGACAGUUUUGCUGAACAUAAGAGCUACCCUGGCCACUCUGCCCAUGUGACGAAUGUACGCUUCCUUUGUGAUGACCGCCAUCUCGUGAGCACUGGAGGAGAUGAUUGCUGUGUCUUUGUGUGGAAAUGUGUGUAGACAAGGCCCUAGCACACCAUAGCUGUUCAUUCAAGCAAGGUACACGUUGUGAGAUUUUUACAGCUGAAUAAAUGGAUGGAUGCAGCAUUUUGUAAGACAAGACAUAAUACUGUAUGGAAUGAAAAUGUGGUCAUUUAGUUUCUGAAUUGUUGUUCGUUUAUCCUAACAAUACUUUUUCUUUGUUCAGCUUCUCAAUGUUUGUAAAUGGUCACAUUUUGCUCUUAGUUUUGUAAUUUUUGUGAAAUGUGAGCGGCCUUUGAAAUGCUCCCAUCAAAUAAACCUAUUCAUAAAAGAACAAUACCAUUUUAAACAAUGUGACUGCAUUCCAAGUGCACAAGUUUUACAAGAUCUAAAGAAUAAUUAAUCUUUUUUAUGUGGUCAAAAAACAUUGAUUAGACCUAUAACUUGAACAUUUUAUUAACUCUGUCCAAUUUAUCAGAGAAUCUUCAUGUUUUACCACACCUCACACUUCAUGUUGUUGUGACAUUGGUCCCGGAUCACAUGUCAUUUUGGAUGUUUUUCCGUCCACGCUCGAUGUAAUGUUGAGUUUAAUUUAUUGCACAUUACUGUUUCUUUCUUUCCGUCCCCUCGUUCAGUAGAUUUAUUUCUUUUACAUGAUUUUUAUCGCAAACUGGACAAGAACAUUUAAAAUGUUUUAUUGUAUUUUUCUGUAUUUUAAAGCAAUUUUCAGUGAAGUUUUCUGAAACUUUUAGAGGUACAGUUUAUGUAUUUUACCCUUUUUUGCCCAAGGAGAAAUAUUUACUGUUGGUGAUGAGCACAUGUAUGAAAACUUUAUCUCAUAUCUGAGCAAUGAGCUCACAAUAGUUCUCACUCAUUGGGUCACUGUGAUUACGCUUUAAAAAAAUUUCGUCUGAUUUUUGUGAAUGUGAUACUAAAUCUUUGGUUGUGGAAUGUAAAUGUCUGCAAAAGUUGUCUAGCAAACUCAAAAACAAUUUUGUCUUUACAUGCCUUACCAGGUGAAUAUUAUUUUUCUACAUUAAUUGUAUGUGAUAUGCUUGUGAUCCAUAUAUAUAUAACAAUCAGUAAAUUUAGUACGUGUACAUUCCUCAUGAACAAGCAAGCACUGCCUAUCUGCUGUUCACUAGCCUUAAGUCAUUUCUUUGUUUUCGUAUUUCAUAUUGUGUGCAUGUCUUGUUUUAUAAACUGUGGUAUAAUUUUGCUUUGAUGGGGUUUUUUUCGGGGGUUAUUUCUGUGUGUAGCACUUAGAUAUAUUUAGAAUAGGAACAUUUCAGAAUCAGUUUAUUCUGUAAACAUAAGAACGUUGAUGCUGGUACUUUUGUUGCAGUUCAUAUUGUCAGAUUUUCUUUUUAUGCCCCCCUCCCCCACCUCCCUUUCCUCAAUUCUCCUCCUAAGGACUACAGGGCAGUUAAAUAAUUUAAGAGUAGGGUCUGAAUAAUUGUUGUAGACAGCCUUCAAAACUAUGUAAUUAAAAAAUACCGUGAUCUAUUCAAAUUUUUGUCAGUGUUGCAUUAUUUCAUGUACAAUCCCUUCUGGUUCUUCAGUAUGGGAUGUGAUUUUCUUUAUGGUUAUAGUUUAGUUGCAGCUUAUUUAGCUUUGUUGUAAUCAAACUAGAAUUUUAAAGUGUUAUGUAUAAUUUGUUGGCAAUCUCCAAUGUAUUCAAAAAGUGUACGUCAUGAAAAUUGUUUCAUGAUGUUUUCAUUUUGCUUUAUCUUGUUGUAUUUGUCUAAUUGUUGAUGUUGGCUGGAAAUAGUUUAGAAAUAAUUGUGUGUUUUUAUUAUCAUUCCUCAACUCCAAAUAUAUAGAGAAUUGUGCGCUAUAAUUAGCUAUAGUUGACUUUUCUCAUGUCUUUACAUUCCAAAUAUUUUUUUAAUGACCAUUCUAUCAGUACCAGUGUACCCAUUAUAUUUCAUUCCUGUAAUACCUAACGUUUGAUCUUGUAUAUUUUAGUCAUUCAAGUUUUUAUCAUUUUAUCAUAUAUGCUACUAAAAGAUAUGUAUGGCAAUAUGUACUUUUUUAGCAGUUUUAUCCACCUCUUCGUGGAGAGGAUAAAACUUUUUUAGAUGGUUGUUGUAAGCUGUUUCCUUUCAAGAGAGGAUGAGAGAGCGACAGAGGCAGAGAGAGACAGAGAGAGAGAGAGAGAGACAUAGAGAGAGAGAGAGACAUAGAGAGAGAAAGACGAAAAGACAGUGAUUUUGGUCAAUGAAAUUAUCCUGCCACCAGUUGUGCCUAUGAGUUGCCGUUCAGUAAGGUAAAGGGGCAUUUGUAGAAAAAAAAUGUUGUGAAGGAUCGCAUAUCAAAUUCGUGUUCAAACAUAGGUCAUCAUCAUUGAAUGCUUGCCAGAUUCUUAGUUAGUUAGUAAUUUGUUUGUGGCCGUUUGUCACUUACUUACAAGUAUAUUUUAGACCAUCGAUAUUACUUUUUUGUCGUGCCCGUUCACCUCAGAGAAGUACAGGAACAGGAACAGAACAUGAGUUAUCUCCAGAGGGUUGUUUUAAGAAAAAAAACCUACUUUGAUGUUGUUGAAGCAAAAAUACCCAGCUUCAAGAUCAAGCAUCCAUGGAGAUGGCUGAGCACCAACAGAGAAAUUAAUUCUCUACAUAUCUCCUAUAUAAGAGCUAGUGACUGGGGUCAAAUCUUGAGUUGAGCACCCAUCGAAAGAGAAAAUAUAUCGGCACUUUUUCUCUUGACCUUAAUACAUGUAAGACAUAUCUAAAGAAUUGUUAUUAUGACUAUUGAUUUAGAGUAUUUAAACUCCUUAGGUAAACUACUUGAAGAAAUUGUACUUUAAGUAUUUAAUAUUUUUAAUAAAAAUCAUAUACCAACAU
This is a messenger RNA of Aplysia californica (California sea hare), 8678 nucleotides long. Its product is annotated as echinoderm microtubule-associated protein-like 6. The record is from RefSeq and is a predicted model, not a curated record. Gene Ontology annotation, molecular function: microtubule binding. Lineage: Eukaryota; Metazoa; Mollusca; Gastropoda; Aplysiida; Aplysiidae.